AUGAUAUCUCCCGAGCCAAUACCCAUCACCGCGAGGAUAGCAAUCAUAGUAACAAUGUGGCUCAUACCUGAGUCGCUGGCCCUCGUCGUGCUCCUUGGCUUGACGACGACACUCCUGGUGCAGCAGGCCGUUGCCCGGUCCUCCAUCCCUCUAGUGAACCCGCGCAAACCGUUCGAGCUGGGAUACGCCAAGGCACGACAGCGAUGCCUGGCGAAUAUGUCGGGCUUUAUCCAGCAGGGCCUGGAGAAGGCAAGUGUGCUGACUAGUCUUUGUUCGCCGCCAGAGAACGUGUCGAGGAACUAA
Messenger RNA from Aspergillus melleus, 303 nucleotides. RefSeq lists its product as uncharacterized. The coding region runs from base 1 to 303 and encodes 100 amino acids. The transcript has a single exon. Lineage: Eukaryota; Fungi; Ascomycota; Eurotiomycetes; Eurotiales; Aspergillaceae. The record is from RefSeq and is a predicted model, not a curated record.